Physeter macrocephalus (sperm whale) is the source of this 2433-nucleotide messenger RNA. It is a transcript of the gene EGFL6, whose product is annotated as EGF like domain multiple 6. Gene Ontology annotation, molecular function: calcium ion binding. Bases 553 to 2226 code for a protein of 557 amino acids. NCBI's taxonomy places the organism in Eukaryota, Metazoa, Chordata, Mammalia, Artiodactyla, Physeteridae. The record is from RefSeq and is a predicted model, not a curated record. The transcript is spliced from 13 exons. Gene Ontology annotation, cellular component: membrane.
CAGCUACAGUUGAGAAGCAGUGUUUAGACCGGGGCUGGCUACCCUGUUUUUACAAAUAAAGUUUUUUGGAAUAUAGCCACCCUUCAUGUAUAUAGCACCUGUGGCUGCUUUGCUGCCACGAUGGCAGAGUUGAGUCGGUGCAACAGAGGCCUUAAAACCUGCAAUGGCAAACAUAUUUACUACUUGGUCCUUUACAGAAAACGUCUGCAGAGCCGCUUUGAAGAGAAACCUCAGGAGGACGUUCAGUAUCAUGUGAAAAGCCAUUUUAGAGGGAUUUUUGCUCAAGGUCAUGGCAGGAUUCCCUUAAGGGAUUCUGACAGAGACAAAAUAUUCAGAGUACAUAAAUAUUAAGGUACGGCAAAGGUAGAUGAGACUUUACAGCUGUGCCUGUUUUCCUUGGCCUGGAGCGGCAAGAUGGAAGUCAGGAAGAAGGAAAGGCCAGGCAGGUUUAUGCUGCAGAAGCGGGAGGUGUUUUUAGGAAGAAACAAUCCUGAAAGGAAAAGGCUGUGAGGCAGACACGGGCCACGGAGCUUCAGGUAAGAAUACAAGAAGAUGGCCGUCUGUGAACAAGGAAGCGGGCCCUCACCAGACACCGAAUCUGCCAGCACUUUGAUCUUGGACUUCCAGCCUCCAGAACUUCCAAGGGAUCACGGGUUGUCGGCAUCGUCACCCCAGCCUGGGGUCUGUCGCUAUGGAACCAAACUGGCUUGCUGCUAUGGCUGGACAAGGAACAGCAAGGGAGUCUGUGAAGCUACGUGUGAACCUGGAUGCAAGUUUGGUGAGUGUGUGGGACUGAACAAAUGUAGAUGCAUUCCCGGAUACACCGGUAAAACCUGCAGUCAAGAUGUGAAUGAGUGUGGAUUAAAACCCCGGCCGUGCCAACACAGAUGUGUGAAUACACACGGUAGCUACAAGUGCUUUUGCCUCAGUGGCCACAUGCUCAUGCCGGAUGCCACGUGUUCCAACUCUCGGACGUGUGCCAUGACAAACUGCCAGUAUGGCUGUAAAGAUACAGAAGAGGGGCCGCACUGUCUGUGUCCAUCCUCAGGACUCCGCCUGGCCCCAAAUGGAAGAGCUUGUAUAGAUACUGAUGAAUGUGCCUCGGAUAAAGCCGUCUGCCCCCACGAUCGAAGAUGUGUGAACACGUUUGGAAGCUACUAUUGCAAAUGUCAUGUUGGUUUUGAACUAAAAUAUCUCAGUGGCCGAUAUGACUGUGUCGAUAUGAAUGAAUGUGCUGCGAAUACCCACACGUGCAGCCUCCAUGCCAAUUGCCUCAAUACCCAAGGAUCCUUCAAGUGUAAGUGCAAGCAGGGAUAUAAAGGCACUGGACUUCAGUGUUCUGUGAUCCCUGAAAAUUCUGUGAAGGAAUUCCUCAGAGCACCUGGUACCAUCAAAGACAGAAUCAAGAAGCUGCUUGCUCACAAAAAUAACAUGAAAAAGAAGGUAAAAAUGAAAAACAUCUCAGAACCUGGGGGGACUCCUGCCCCUAAGGUUGACUCGCAGCCCUUCACCUCUGAAGAGAGCGUUUCCAGAGAUGGGAACCCUCAUGGAGAAGAAAAGAGGAAUGAAGAGAGAAGGAAAGAGGGGCUGGAGGAAAAGAAAAGAGAUGAGAAAGCCCUGGCAAACCAUGUGGAGGAGGAGCAAAGCGUUCGGGGAGAUGUGUUUUCCCCUAAGGUGAACGAAGCGGGUGAAGUUGAUCUGGUUCUGGUCCAAAGAAAAGCUACAACAUCCCGACUGGAACACAGAAAUUUAAAUAUCUCAGUUGACUGCAGCUUUGACCACGGGGUCUGUGACUGGAAACAGGAUAUAGAAGAUGAUUUCGAUUGGAAUCCUGCUGACCGAGAUAAUGCUGUUGGCUACUAUAUGGCAGUUCCAGUCCUGGCAGGUCAGAAGAAGGACAUCGGCCGUUUGAAACUUGUCCUCCCGGACCUGCAGCCCCAAAGCAACUUUUGUUUGCUCUUUCAUUACCGGCUGGCUGGAAACAAAGUAGGGAAACUUCGAGUGUUUGUGAAAAACAGUAAUAAUGCCCUGGCAUGGGAGAAGACCAGGAGCACAGAUGAACGGUGGAAGAUGGGGAAAAUUCAACUGUAUCAAGGGAUUGAUACUCCCAAAAGCAUCGUUUUUGAAGCAGAACGUGGCAAGGGCAAAACCGGAGAAAUUGCGGUGGAUGGUGUCUUGCUGGUUUCAGGCUUAUGUCCAGAUGGCCUUUUAUCUGUGGAUGGUUGAGUGUUACUCUUGUCUUUUGUAUCUUUAUAUUUGGCUUUUUAUGUCAGUUCUCUGUUUUUUGACAUUAUAUCAUAGAUCCUCCCCCCAUUUUAGAAAUACAAACUGAAAAAUUGUGAUGUAUCAACAGAAUCAUUAUUGUCAGAUGCCUUUCUUGUACAAGAUAUACCAAUAUUUGCUUUAAAUAUAGUACCACUGUGUCUUCUCAUU